AUGAUCAACAUCAACAAUGCUAUGCAUGAAUAUCGCAAGAGUAUCCGGCCGACUGGCAUCAACAAUUCUAUACAUGCUAGCAUCGAAAUUCCGGAUUUAAAACUCGGCUAUGUCCCAGGCGACAUUGUCCAAGGCGUUGUGAAGAAGGUCAAUGCCACCGACGCUGCAGAAACCGUAUCGGUGGUACUGAAACUGGUCGUGAGAAUCAAAACGCAAGUUACAGAGGAAUCUUCGAAUAGCGACGGGAAGAGUUCAAAAUGGCACUAUAAAGGAGACCGGACUCUUUAUGACUUCACACAACCCGUCUUCACGGGGCCCGCGCCGCCGGGCAUCAGCACCUGGCCAUUCACCAUCCAGUUGCCGGACCAGUUCUACGAUGGACGGCCCAACCUGCCGCCGACCUUCUACCGCCCAUCGGAGAGCAUUAGGGUCAGCGAGGAGCGUGACUACAUCUACGUCGAGCACCUGCUGGAAGCCUCGAUCUGCCCCGCCACGCCAGCGCCUUGGACGCACCAGCAGCAGCGGCACAGCAACCCCCUGCCCACGGCGACCUUCCCGCUCUACGUGCGGCCGCGGGCGACGACGGAGCCCGUGCGGGACCCGGCGCCGCGGCUGAUGUUCCACGAGCCGGAUCCGGUCAAGACGCUGCGGCUGGAUCCCGCGCAGGGGGACAAGCCGCUGUCGUUCUCGCAGCACAUGGCGAGCAUCUUCAAGCGCGACACGCUGCCGCAGUUCGGCUACCGCCUCCACGUCGAGGCCGCGUCCGUGGUCCAGCUCGAGCACCCGGCGCCGAUCCACCUGCGCGUGCGCGCCGAGGUGGCCCGGCACCCGGCGCGGACGACGUCGCCGGCCCUGGUGGACAAGCCACCCGAGCUGCUGCUGGAGGGAGCCAAAGUCACCCUCCAGGCCGCGACACAUGUUAACGAUCUUGAGGGCCGUAGCAGGCACGUGACGGGGGCGAAGGAGGGCCGCUGGCAGGACGCCUCCGUCCGAAACUGGACCAUGGCGCAUUGGAGCGGCGGUGACGCUGACGGCAAAGUUGGAACUACCAAUUCAACAGUCAGAAUCCCCUUCAAUGCCCCACAGGGUCAGGGUGAGCAGGUAGAAUCGCUGGACCUGGGCAGCAUGCUGGGACUGAGGAUCUCCUCACGCGACGGCACCCCUAAUAUAUGGACCAAGACUGUGAAGCCUGUCUUCCCUUCCUUCACUACGAACCACGUGUCGCACGUCCACCAGCUCAAAUACAAGCUCACCAUUCUCUGCGCCGGGAAGAAGCGAACCAUCAAGGGUGUGAUCCCCGUCGCUGUCCUAACUCCGAGUGAGGUACAGGAACGCACUCGAGGAGAGCGGCUGGACGCCAUGUUGCCGAACCGCGAGGGCGUCAUGCGGGCGCACCGGGCCUGGACAGAAGGAACAGUGGACGUGAUUGAGAUGGCCGAGGCCGUCACAUUCGCUGAGAGAAUCACAACACAAGGCCCACCGGCGUUCGACCAGCCGCCAGCCUACAAUUCUACUUCUAUGGUAGAUGGUGGGGAGAAGCCGUUUACCAAGGAUUGGAAACCUACUCCCGGCCCGUUGCCUUAG
Messenger RNA from Neoarthrinium moseri, 1584 nucleotides. RefSeq lists its product as uncharacterized. The record is from RefSeq and is a predicted model, not a curated record. Lineage: Eukaryota; Fungi; Ascomycota; Sordariomycetes; Amphisphaeriales; Apiosporaceae. The coding region runs from base 1 to 1584 and encodes 527 amino acids. The transcript is spliced from 3 exons.